Messenger RNA from Equus quagga, 1095 nucleotides. It is a transcript of the gene GDF3, whose product is annotated as growth differentiation factor 3. Gene Ontology annotation, cellular component: extracellular region. Lineage: Eukaryota; Metazoa; Chordata; Mammalia; Perissodactyla; Equidae. The transcript is spliced from 2 exons. Bases 1 to 1095 code for a protein of 364 amino acids. Gene Ontology annotation, biological process: BMP signaling pathway; SMAD protein signal transduction. The record is from RefSeq and is a predicted model, not a curated record. Gene Ontology annotation, molecular function: growth factor activity; cytokine activity.
AUGAUUCCUUCCCUGCCAGCCUUGGCUCUUGGCCUCCUGUUAACUCUGGCUUUGGGUCAGACAUUCCAAUUUCAAGAAAAUGUCUUUCUCCAAUUUCUGGGCUUAGACAAAGUCCCUUCACCCCAGAAGUUCCAACCUGUGCCCUAUAUCCUAAAGAAAAUUUUCCAGGAUCGAGAAGCGGCAGCAACGACUGGGGGCUCCCAAGACUUAUGCUCCAUAAAGAAUCUGGGUGUCCGUGGGAACGUGCUCCGACUUCUCCCAGAUCAAGGUUUCUACCUUUACUCCAAGGACCUUCCCCAAGCCUCUUGCCUACAGAAGCUCCUCUACUUUAACCUGGCUGCCAUUAGAGACAAGGAGCAGUUAACAAUGGCCCAGCUGGGCCUGGACUUGGGGUCCAACACUUACUAUAACCUGGGGCCAGAACUGGAAUUGGCUCUGUCCCUGGUUCAGGAGCCUCGUGUAUGGGGCCAGUCCAUCUCCACGCCAGGUAAACCGUUUGCACUGCAGUCAGUACCAUGGCCUCAAGGUGUCCUUCACUUCAACCUGCUGGAUGUGGCUAAGGAUUGGAAUAAUAACCCCCAGAAGAACUUAGGCUUGUUGCUAGAGAUAUUGGUCAAAGGAGACAGAGACUUUGGGGUGAAUUUUCAGCUUGAGGACACCUGUGCCAGACUGAGACAUUCUCUUCAUGCUUCCCUGCUAGUGGUGACCCUCAACCCUGAGCAGUGCCACCCUUCUUCCCGAAAAAGGAGAUCAGCCAUCCCUGCCCCUAAUGCUUCCUGCAAGAACCUCUGCCAUCGUCACCAACUCUUCAUCAACUUCCGAGACCUAGGUUGGCACAAGUGGAUCAUUGCCCCCAAGGGGUUUAUGGCUAAUUACUGCCAUGGUGAUUGUCCUUUCUCACUGACCACCUCCCUCAACAGCUCCAAUUAUGCUUUCAUGCAAGCGCUGAUGCAUGCCGUUGACCCACAGAUUCCCCAGGCUGUCUGUAUCCCCACCAAGCUGUCCCCCAUUUCCAUGCUCUAUCAGGACAAUGAUGACAACGUCAUUCUACGACAUUAUGAAGACAUGGUAGUUGAUGAAUGUGGGUGUGGGUAG